AUGGAGCGGGAGUUUAGGUUGGUGGUUCUCGGGCACCGGUUCCGAUUAUCAUCCUUUCAUGACCGCCCGUAUUCAUGGGGUUACACUAUUUUCCGCACCGUCUAUACCCCUGAAUCAGAUGAGACGUUUCCAAAAGCCAUUGAAAGCCUUAAAUUUUGGGCAAACCGUUUUGUUAUGAGAGAACUCGAAGUUAAGCGGCUUCCCAACGAGGCCCCGCUGGAUCCCGCCCCCAACGAGGAACUAGCUCGGCGAUUCCACUGCGAUAUUAUGCAAGAUGCCGCAACUCUGGAUGGAGCGGGCGUCGAGGAAGUGGGCAAGCGCUUUGACGCCUGGGUCAAUGAACAUCUACAGCCAGAAGUUGGGAAGCGCAUGGUGAUGGGAAGAUAUUCUUUUUGCAUCAUGCUCGAUCAACAGGGCAUAGAUCAUCUGCUACAGAUGCGCGACAACCCGACACCCCACAAGGCAUUUCGCGCUCAGCUAAGGCUCCAUGUCAAGCUCUUGACCGACUGGCAGCGUGACCCCGAAGAAGGGGGCAGAUUUUGGAUUCGGGUAGGCAUUCAAGACCAGCUGUUCCCCCUAUGCUUUGGAUUGGGUGAUUCAGAUAUUUCUGAACUUGGGUUGCCGGAUGAAACGGACGGGGUUCAUAAUUUCUAUGGCAUGUUCCCAUUUCAUCCGGAGCUGGACUAG
Ilyonectria robusta is the source of this 687-nucleotide messenger RNA. RefSeq lists its product as uncharacterized. The coding region runs from base 1 to 687 and encodes 228 amino acids. The record is from RefSeq and is a predicted model, not a curated record. The transcript has 2 exons. NCBI's taxonomy places the organism in Eukaryota, Fungi, Ascomycota, Sordariomycetes, Hypocreales, Nectriaceae.